Suillus paluster is the source of this 1736-nucleotide messenger RNA. RefSeq lists its product as uncharacterized. NCBI's taxonomy places the organism in Eukaryota, Fungi, Basidiomycota, Agaricomycetes, Boletales, Suillaceae. The record is from RefSeq and is a predicted model, not a curated record. The transcript has 12 exons. Bases 318 to 1643 code for a protein of 441 amino acids.
UUUCUAACCGAGGGUGUACCAUAUCCAAAAGCAGCAGAAAACCCCAGAAAGCCCAGGGCCAGUGAACGGGCCAGUUAGGGCCCGAGGUUUGACAAGGCUCGAGUCCUCUGACGCCAGGCCCCUUUCAGAGCAAGCCAGGCCCGGCGCAUAACUAACUCUCACCUCCUAGUGUUGGUCUUGUAUCAUGCAGAACACCGUUCUUGCUCAAUCUCACAGUAUAUGAAGUCCAAGUAACAGAUGGUCUGAUUCUUAUCAACAGAGCAGCUAUCGCAACUCACAUUAACUCAACGUAUAUUAUCUUGACCUUCACCAGCAAAAUGACUGCAAAGACGUUAUUGAUCUUCUGUGAUGGGACCGGCAUGGACGGAAGCCUGUCGCAGUUCAAUCCCAUUGCUCAGGCCAUUGGAGGCGAAGUGGAAACCGUUUUUGAGAAUUCUGCUGUCGGUGGAGGCGAGAACCCGCAGUUACCAACGAAUGUUGUCCGCCUUUCACGAUCCGUCAAAUCUCACACUGCCGACGGCAGGAGGCAGAUCGUCUUUUAUCAAUCCGGAGUCGGUUCAGAGGCCAAUUUCAAGGGAGAUCCUGUUAGAGGGACGACGGUAUUGCAGGCACUGGGUACCGCAGUCGCAAGCAAGAUCCGUGACGCAUAUGCGUUCAUCGCUCAGAAUUACCAAGAGGGAGAUGAGAUCUGUAUCUUCGGAUGGCCGUUCAGAGGGGCCUACACGGCGAGAAAGCUGGCUGGGUUGAUUGAUCUCAUUGGGUUGCUGACACGAGACAAUCUUGGAAAGUUCUUCUUGAUUUGGCGUCAACUUGUGGACAAGGAGACUCCUACCAUCCCAGAUGGCACCCGGCGUCCAAAAAUCAAGUGCGUAGGUGUGUGGGAUACGGUCGGGUCGGUUUACAACACCAUCGAUGCGCUCGAGAUCAAGGAUACGAGUCUUCCUAAAUCAGUCGAGAUCGCACUUCAUGCAGUUUCGCUCCAGGAGAAUAGACAGAAAUUCCUGCCUACUUUGUGGACCGUGCCUCAAGGUGGAUUGGCCCACAAUCAAGUUCUGAAACAGUUCUGGUUCCCAGGAGCCCACUCUGACGUAGGUGGUGGUUAUCUGCGUCGUGAACUUCAAGACAUUGCUCUUUUCUGGAUGGCGGGUGAAAUCACAUCUUUCAUCGAGCUAGACCUCGUAUACUUGCGAUCGACCAGGCAGCCGAACCCCGAACCCUGGGGAACUUCUCAGCCCCACAACGCGUACAUUGACAGCUCCUACGCAGAGCGCAUGGCGGUCGGUCACGAGACCCGUCUCGAGAGCGGACAGAUCACCAGGACCCCCACAUUCCACCAAAGUCUCAACUUCUCUCCUCAGGCAUUGAAGUCCCCGGACUAUAUGACCACCACCAGCCUAAUUCAGCAGUCAUUCGGUCCGACAUUCGGUCCGAACUAUCCUGGUUUGAACUUCUUCGAGGCGUUUUGCAUGGCCAACUGGAACAAGGAGCCGGUACUUGGCGAUCCAGAACCUCCUAUCUUCGAGAACCCAGGCGACAUCAUUCGGUCUCCGGUCUACUGGGUAAGAGGCCUUAUUAUCCUAUUCUUCUCCCAUUCUUGGGAUGUUGACACAUCGCACGUAAGACUGUUGGUUUCCGGGGCUUAAUACCCCCUACAGCUAUUCAAGGAGGUCAUGAGAUAAACGACGACCCCCUCUAUGUUGCACGUGCUCCGUAUGCGGUGAGCUAAAUAUAUCCUG